AUGUCAGAUCCUCCUCAUAAAUCCUUCCCCUUGUACGGCCGACAAGCAGACGCUGGUGCCGUUUUUGUUCUCGAGUCAAAAGGGGAAUGGUGGCACGCGGGUUUUCAUCUGACGACGGCGAUAGUGGGACCGACGAUAUUGGCGUUACCGUUUGUGUUCAGAGGACUUGGAUGGGUUCUGGGGUUUACGUGUUUAACGGUGAUGGGGAUUGUGACGUUUUACGCUUACUUUCUGAUGUCAAAGGUGCUAGAGGAGUGUGAGAAUGCCGGUCGUCGUCAUAUCAGAUUCCGGGAGCUGGCUGCCGAUGUUUUAGGAUCUGGAUGGAUGUUUUAUUUUGUGAUAUUUAUUCAAACAGCCAUCAAUACUGGGGUUGGAAUAGGAGUUAUUUUGCUUGCAUCGCAGAGCAUCCAGAUAUUGUAUUCGUACUUUUCGCCAAAUGGGUGCCUGAAACUGUACGAAUUCGUAGCCAUGGUGACAUUUGUUAUGAUACUGUUCUCUCAGCUUCCCAGUUUCCAUUCACUCAGACACAUCAGCCUCAGCUCUCUUCUUCUUAGCUUGGGCUACGCUUCCCUUGUAGUUGCUGCUUGUAUUAUUGCAGGUCGUUCCAAAAAUGCUCCGACUAAGGAAUAUACCUUGGAAUCUUCAGUAUCAGCUAGGGUUUAUAGUGCCUUCACUUCAAUCUCCAUAAUAGCCGCUAUUUUCGGAAAUGGUAUACUACCUGAAAUUCAGGCAACUCUAGCCCCACCUGUUACUGGGAAGAUGGCGAAAGGCCUUAUAAUGUGCUACAGUGUCAUUAUUUUCACCUUCUACUCGGCAGCAUCGUCUGGGUAUUGGGCGUUUGGGAACAAAGCUGAAUCAAAUGUACUUAAGAGCCUACUGCCUGAGAAUGGACAUGCCUUGGCUCCAACUUCACUUAUUGUUCCCGCUGUUGUAUUUCUUCUUCUUCAGCUCUUAGCCAUUGGCUUGGUUUAUGCUCAAGUAGCGUUUGAGAUCAUGGAGAAGAAAUCAGCUGAUGUAAAACAAGGCAAGUUUUCCAAAAGAAACCUGAUCCCUAGGUUAAUUCUUCGGACGCUGUACAUGAUGUUCUGUGGAUUCAUGUCAGCAAUGCUUCCUUUCUUUGGAGACAUAAAUGGAGUUAUAGGAGCUAUUGGGUUUAUUCCCCUAGACUUUGUCCUCCCAAUGCUUCUUUACAAUAUGAGCUUCAAACCUUCCAAAUCUUCCUUGGUCUACUGGAUCAAUAGUAGCAUCAUGGUUGUUUUCACUGGUGUAGGAUUAAUGGGUACAUUCUCCUCAGUAAGGACUUUGAUUGUUGAUGCCAAUAAGUUUAAGCUGUUUAGUAGUACUGUGGUGGGCUGA
Messenger RNA from Mangifera indica (mango), 1356 nucleotides. Its product is annotated as probable GABA transporter 2. Gene Ontology annotation, cellular component: plasma membrane. The coding region runs from base 1 to 1356 and encodes 451 amino acids. Lineage: Eukaryota; Viridiplantae; Streptophyta; Magnoliopsida; Sapindales; Anacardiaceae. The transcript has 7 exons. The record is from RefSeq and is a predicted model, not a curated record.